AUGUGCACCCUCACCCGUGGGCUGGCGCUGCUGCUGGGUGCGCUGCUGUGGCAGGCGCUGGACGGGGCCCCGCUGGCCGAGCUCUCAGGGGACCAAGAUUUCCAGCUCUUCCUGCACAAGAACCUCGAGUUCACCCGCAAGAUCAAGGGGGACGUGGCUGUGCUGCAGCAGGCAGUGUGUGACACCUUCCAGCUGUGCAAGGAGGAAGAGCUGCUGCUGGUGCAGCAGGACCUGGGCAUCACGCGGGCACCUCUGGAGCAAUGUCACAGCCGCACCUUCCAGGCGGACGCCUGCUUCAGUCAGAUCCGCGCUGGGCUCCGCGCCUACCGGGGCUCCCUGGCCGCCGUCCUGGAGCUGCUGCCCGGGCAGGCCGGGCUGGUGGAGACCCUGCAGCUGGACACUGCCAACCUCUCCUCCAACAUCCAGCAGCAGAUGGAGGACCUGGGCCUGGCCACGGUGACCUACCCCGCCGAGGACCGGGGUCCCCUCCCCGCCUUCUCCUCCGACUUCCACCACCAGGUCGGCGGCUUCUUCAUCCUGGCCAACUUCCAGCGGUUCCUGGAGACAGCGUACCGGGCGCUGCGGCACCUCGCCCACCUCUGA
Apus apus (common swift) is the source of this 603-nucleotide messenger RNA. RefSeq names its product colony stimulating factor 3 (gene CSF3). The record is from RefSeq and is a predicted model, not a curated record. Gene Ontology annotation, molecular function: growth factor activity; cytokine activity. Gene Ontology annotation, biological process: immune response; positive regulation of cell population proliferation; positive regulation of myeloid cell differentiation. Bases 1 to 603 code for a protein of 200 amino acids. Gene Ontology annotation, cellular component: extracellular region. The transcript has 5 exons. NCBI's taxonomy places the organism in Eukaryota, Metazoa, Chordata, Aves, Apodiformes, Apodidae.